Talaromyces rugulosus is the source of this 1299-nucleotide messenger RNA. RefSeq lists its product as uncharacterized. The record is from RefSeq and is a predicted model, not a curated record. The transcript is spliced from 2 exons. Lineage: Eukaryota; Fungi; Ascomycota; Eurotiomycetes; Eurotiales; Trichocomaceae. Bases 1 to 1299 code for a protein of 432 amino acids.
AUGGAUUACUCAAGUUUUCAUGAAUUUCCAACCCGCUCCACGAUCUUUGAUCGUCGCUGCAUUGCUUGUGAACCCGCCGCUUGCAACUGUGCAUCUGGCGAGACUUGCGAGGAAUCGAGCCGCACGUGCGACCAGUGCCCCCAGAUAUCCUGUGUUCCGUCUAGCCCCACGCCUUCCUCAGGCAGCGGCGGUGGCGGCGGCGGCAGUUCAAAUGCCGGUGCCAUAGCAGGAGGUGUUGUUGGUGGUUUGGCUUUGAUCGGUGGUAUCACAUUCUUGGUCUGGUGGUUCGUCGUUCGAAAGCGGCGCCAGGCCGAGGCCUCUCAGCCAGAGAAGAAUCGCUCUGGUGGUCACCAACGCAGCAGGUCGAUGCAAUCAAUUGCUUCUACUGUGCUGACGCGCGCCUCCAACGUCAUUCAAAUCGCCUACAUCCCCGGUGUCACAAACCGCUCGGAACCACACAGCCCAGGAACCCUGGUGCCUCCUGUUCCACCCCUGCCAAGCGCCCAUACAUCGUCGGCCAGUAACGACCAGUACAUGUUCACUCCCAGUGAUCUCCGCGCCUCUCAAUACUCGGGCAUGACCAACGACCGCCGCAGCAUUGCAACCAGCCUGGCUCGCAGCAGUAUUGCGACCACCAUCUACAGAAACGACGCGAUUAUCAGCCCGAUGCCUGCUCAACAGGCUCGCGCUGCCAAGGCGGCCAUGGUCAGUGUUGCUGGGUCUGGAACCAAUACGCCAGAUACUGUCUCUCUUCGCACGUUCGAUGCACCUGCAGUACCCGCCAUUACCCAGUCCCAGCUUCAAAAGGCCGGAGCCAAGAUCCAAGGCAGCUCUAUCGUCGCGCGUUCAGUCGUCGCUCGCCCCGUGAAUGUCAAGGCAUCGUCAAAGCCCAAGGUCCCUGUUGUGUCGGAGGAAGAGAUUGACUCGGAUUCGACCGAGUCCAUGGCAUCGCACUCGCGCGCCAAACGCUUCGACACCCAAAAAUCCAAGUUUGACGACUCGUCAGACGAUGAGGACAACAGCGGAUCGACGACACCGACUGGCCCAGCCCCACACAACAUUCAAAUCAGUCUGUCGACGCCAAACGAAACCGAGGGUCCGUUUUCUGAUUCGGCCAACCCGGCAGUCAGCGCUCCCACUACCUCGUCCUCUACUCCCUCCACAGAAAACGCCCCUUCACACGCAAACACAAGCUCAACAAACCCGCAGCGAGCCAGUCUAUCCUCGGAACAGAUGCUUGCCCACGAGAACCAACGGUCGUCAAGUCCGUUCGAUGAUGAGCACGAAGUCAAACACUAA